UUCAUUCUUCUCUUCACCACACUCCCCCUUUCAUUUUCUCAAUUUCUUCUCUCUCCCCUUUCACUUCAACCACCAUGUGCGGUGGAGCUAUCAUCUCCGAUUACGUCGAACCAAACCCCGUUGUCGUCGACAACCUCCUUUGGCCUGACCUCGACACCACCUUAUUCUCCGACCUCCUCGGUCUUGACCUCUCCGGGACCCAAAACUACCUCUUCAACAACACUACUCCAUCUGCCAAUGUUGUCCACAAUAUCCCCAAACAACUCUCUCAAGUGAAAAAAGAGAGAGUAGAAGGGAAUGAAGGAGCAACAAGUGAAAUGAAGAAGCCUCAGAAGGUUAGAAAAAGCAAAUACAGAGGGAUCAGGCAGCGCCCAUGGGGAAAAUGGGCCGCCGAGAUUCGAGACCCACAAAAGGGCCUACGUGUUUGGCUCGGCACCUACAACACUGCUGAAGAAGCAGCUCGAGCCUAUGACCAAGCCGCCAUCAGAAUCAGAGGCAAAAAGGCCAAACUCAACUUCCCUCACCCGCCCCCACCACCCUCCUUACCGUUACCCUUACCUCUACCACCCUCACUGCCACAACAACAACAACAACAACUCCCCACCACCUCUGCCACCCCCUUUGACGUCGAACUCAAACACCAAAUCUCAACCUUGGAAUCAUUCCUCGGUCUCGACCCCUCGCCACCGGUUGAACCCACAGCAGACCUUUGGUGGGUUGAUGACCUUCUCACAUAUCAACAACAAAACCUCCAACUCUAACUCCAAAUUACACCCCAAAAUAAAACAAUAAUACUUACCUCACCAUCUUUACAAGUAAAAAUCUCUUACAAGUAAGAUUUUUACUAAUCAUUUAGUAGUAGGUAAGUAUUGUUUAGUCGUUCUUUUUUUUUUUUUUCCCCUUAAAAUCCCAACUUCUGUUAAUAUAUAAGGAAGAGGUUUAGUUCUUCCUUUUUAUAGUUGGGUUUUGGGUCUAUAUUUUGGUUUAAUUAUAAUAUGGUAAGUGUGUUUAUCACCUUUGUGUGUUGUGUUGUGUUGUGGAUCAUAUAUACAAAAGUUUAUAUAAAUAAUGUUUAAGCA
Messenger RNA from Cucumis melo (muskmelon), 1079 nucleotides. Its product is annotated as ethylene-responsive transcription factor RAP2-3. NCBI's taxonomy places the organism in Eukaryota, Viridiplantae, Streptophyta, Magnoliopsida, Cucurbitales, Cucurbitaceae. The record is from RefSeq and is a predicted model, not a curated record. Gene Ontology annotation, biological process: ethylene-activated signaling pathway; regulation of DNA-templated transcription. The coding region runs from base 75 to 761 and encodes 228 amino acids. Gene Ontology annotation, molecular function: DNA binding; DNA-binding transcription factor activity. The transcript is spliced from 2 exons.